CUCCUCCUCAAUCAUCUUUAAAACCUGCUUGAAAACGCGGAUAGGCACUCAUUUACCUGCUGCUAAUAACCGAGUAAACAUGUUCUGCAGACGGGCAUUGCAGAGGGUCGGGCCGCUGGCACGGAGGGCUUUCGAGCCAACAUCCAGAACCGUUCCAGUGCGACACAUGGCCUUUGGGAUCCCCGGUGGCUCCACCAACAUGGCAUACUUUGUUCUGUGUGGAGGAGGCCUCACUGCUGCAGUCGUUUAUGCCUACAAGACGGUCAAUGGUGAUAGUGAGCGUUAUGAGGACAGACUGGCCAACAUGGGCUCUGCAGCAAAGGCUCCAGAAGAAGCUGCUCCUGCACCAGUAGCCGCAGCAGUACCAGAAGUGACGGCUUCAGCAGCUGAACCCGCCCCAGUGGAGGAGGCACCACCAUCCGCUGAAGUUGUUGCAGAGUCAGAACCCGCCCCUGCAGAACCCGUGGCAGAGACGGCUGCUGAACCUGUCGUUGAGGCCGUGGUGGAAGAAGCACCCGCCGUGGCCGCAGAGGUGGUGGUCGCUGAGGCUGAAGCUGAGCCAGCAGUCGCAGAGGGAGUGGUUGCAGUCUCAGAAGAAGCUGCAGCCCCUGAAGCUGCUCCUGCCGCUGAGGAAGUUGCUGCUACAGAGGAGACGCCAGCAGAGGCCCCUGCAGCUGAGAGCACUGGUACGGCACCAGUAGAUGAAGCCCCUCCUGCUGAGGCAGAGACUGGCACUCCAGCCCUUGAGGCUGAGGCUGCCCCUGCUGCAGAGGUGGCUGCAUAAAGCUGUGAUAGCUAGCUAGUUUUCCUAGAAAAGGAGGGCUGGGGGUUAGCUGUGCUUUGUCCAAUCUCCCUGAGCCCCAGAGAAAGGACUAGUGAACCCCCUUUUUUUUUCUUUUUUUUUGGAUAGUGGGUAAAAAAACACACACUUGCAGAAUAGUCGGGGGUUCAUCAGUCUAGUUUUCUGGGGCCUUCCUGCCCUUACCUCACCCAAACCUUCUGUCCCAAACCACAACAUUUGGCAUUAGGCUGCCUGUGUAGAUUCAGUUCAGAACACUUGAGUUUCUUUAGGGAUUUUACAACCAGAACAAAUCCAAAUCAUGGUUUGGCCGAUGUAGCGUGUUGAACUAGGUGAUUAAAGGGAUAGAACCAUGUUGACAAGUUAUGUUCUUUAAAAUGAAGUGCCCUUAAAACAGGUCAGCACUGCAUUUCCUUCCUGUAAAAAUGUCAGCAGGAGGAAUGAAUGCAGCUAAUUUGAUUGUUGACAAUGUUCAGUCUCAUCUGUUCAAAUCUUUCACUGCUCAGAAUUUGCUCACGUUCAGCUUGUAUCUCAUGAAUCUUUCCAUUUUUAGGUUAAGUUUGUUCUGCAAAAAAAAUGGAGAAAUGAACCUAAUGUCAUUGUGCUUCAUUCAGUUUUAACUGUCUGUGUAAAGUUUGACCAAAAUCCAGUUUGCUUCUGUUUUCCUGGCUGGAGAUCUUGUCUAAUUUCCUUGGCUCUAAAUAACAUCAUAUUUUGCACCUCUCCUCAGAGCUAGUCCAGUUUUAUUUUUUCUUCCUCUCACACCAUCAGAUACUGUUAUUUCAAUGAUUUGUCACUUCUCCACUUAUACAGCAGUCUGUAGCCCAGCCUACUUCAAGGUGUUUUCGUUUGUGUUCAACUCACUUCUCAUUGCUCUUUCCGCUUUACAUGUAAGACUUAAAUCUUUCAGGGAACUCUCUUCCGUUUCUGUUGUCAAUAUAAUAAUACAGUUAAGAUUUCAAAGAAUAAAUAUUACUGGAUCGAUAUUAA
Labrus bergylta (ballan wrasse) is the source of this 1789-nucleotide messenger RNA. RefSeq names its product nematocyst expressed protein 3-like. Gene Ontology annotation, cellular component: mitochondrion. The record is from RefSeq and is a predicted model, not a curated record. Lineage: Eukaryota; Metazoa; Chordata; Actinopteri; Labriformes; Labridae. Gene Ontology annotation, biological process: anterograde axonal transport.